Messenger RNA from Chlorella variabilis, 2282 nucleotides. RefSeq lists its product as hypothetical. Gene Ontology annotation, molecular function: Atg12 activating enzyme activity; Atg8 activating enzyme activity. Gene Ontology annotation, biological process: piecemeal microautophagy of the nucleus; protein modification by small protein conjugation; autophagy of mitochondrion. Gene Ontology annotation, cellular component: cytoplasm; phagophore assembly site. Lineage: Eukaryota; Viridiplantae; Chlorophyta; Trebouxiophyceae; Chlorellales; Chlorellaceae. Bases 1 to 2220 code for a protein of 739 amino acids. The record is from RefSeq and is a predicted model, not a curated record. The transcript is spliced from 7 exons.
AUGCAGAGCAAGGUGGACGUCACCUUCUGGAGCGCUCUGGGUGACCUCAAACUGCACCGCUUGAAGCUGGAGGAGGGCCCGGAGCCUCUGCGAGCCUCCUGGUCACCCAGCAACCAUGCCGAGCUGCCUGGCAUGCUCACGGUGUCCGCCGCGUCGCUGGCGGGGCAGCCUGGCGCGGAAGGGUCGGCGGCGGCGGCGGGAGCGCCGCUGGCAGGAGCCUUCCCCGCUACUGGCAGCCUCUAUGUGCUCAACACGAUGGAGCGGCUGGCCAGCUUUGACCGCAAGGCCGCAGUGGCAGAGGUGUGCGUCGGCAUGUGGGCGGCCAUCCAUUCGGGUGCUGCGGAGCGGAAGCCCAGCCUGCUGCUGGGCACGGUACUGCUGGCGUACUGCGACCUGAAGCACUACAAGUACCGCUACUGGUUUGCGGUGCCCGCCCUCCAGCCACCGCAGCCCUUCACGCUCACUGCCACCCCCACCAGCAUGCAGCAGGCGCUGGGAGAGCAGGCCGCGGAUCUGGCGGCAGCGGCAUGCAGCGACCAUCUGGCAGCCGUUGGCCAGCCGGCCUGGCUGGUGGCGGUGGGCGGCGGUGGCGAGGUGGAGGCGGCGCCGCUCACCGACUGGCACCGCCUGCAGCAGGGAGGCGUCAGCGGCGGCCAGCGGCGCCUGUACCUGACCGUCGCCGACAGCAGCAGCCUGGCGGAGCACCCCGGCUGGCCGCUGCGCAACCUGCUGCUGCUGGCGGCGGCGCGGUGGGGCUGCCGCCAGCUGGGGGUGCUGUGCCUGCGGGAGCGGCGCGGCCGCUUUGACGCCGCCGCCAGCCUGGCGCUGGCCGUCGCGCUGCCAGACCUGCCCCCGGGCUUCUGCCCAGCGCCGCUGGGCGGCUGGGAGUCCAAUGAGCGGGGCAAGCUGGGGCCUCGGGGCGCCGACCUGGGGCCUGCCAUGGACCCCCGCCUGUUGGCCGAGUCGGCUGUGGACCUCAACCUGCGGCUGAUGCGGUGGCGAGCAGCGCCCAGCCUGGAUGUCGGCGCCAUUGCAGCGACGCGGUGCCUGCUGCUGGGCGCCGGCACGCUGGGCUGCUCGGUGGCGCGCACGCUGCUGGGCUGGGGCGUGAGGCACAUCACGCUUGUGGACAACUCGCGGGUGGCCUACAGCAACCCGGUACGUCAGUCGCUGUACUGCUUCGAGGACUGCCUGGAGGGCGGCAAGCCCAAGGCGGCGGCCGCCGCCGACGCGCUGCGCCGCAUCUUCCCGGGGGCCGUCGCUCGAGGCGUGCAGCUCAGCAUCCCCAUGCCCGGCCACCCCAUCGCAGAUGGGGAGCUGGCGCAGGCGCGGCGCGACAUCGCGGCGCUGGAGGCGCUGGUGGGGGGCCACGACGUCGUCUUCCUGCUGAUGGACACGCGGGAGAGCCGGUGGCUGCCCACCCUGCUGUGCGCGGCGCUGGGCCGCCUGGCCAUCAACGCCGCCCUGGGCUUUGAUGGCUUCAUGGUCAUGAGGCAUGGGGCCCCCGUGCCGCCAGAGGCGGAACAGCUGCCUGGCGGCGGCGGCAGCGGCGUGCCCGCAGCGGCGCCGCGGCCGGCGCCCCCGCCGCCCAGCGUUGUUGGCAGCCGCCUGGGCUGCUACUUUUGCAACGAUGUGGUGGCUCCCAUCAACUCCACGGUGGACCGCACGCUGGACCAGCAGUGCACGGUGGCGCGCCCCGGCCUCAGCGCCAUCGCCGGCAGCCUGGCGGCGGAGCUGAUGGCGGCGGUGGUGCAGCAGCCCGCGGGCGCCGGCGCCCCCGCGGCCGGCAGCCCCCCGGCCGCCGCGCAGCAGGCUGCGGCCGGGGGCGAGGCGCCGCCGCUGGGCCACGCCCCGCACAUGAUCCGCGGCCAGCUGGGCGGCUUCACCCAGAUGUGCCUGACGGGGCAGGCCUUCCGCCAGUGCACCGCCUGCUCCGAGGCGGUGGUGCGCGAGUACCGGCGGCGCGGCCACGACUUCCUGGUGCAGGGCUUGCUGGACCCCAAGCACCUGGAAGACCUUACGGGGCUCACCGAGCUGCACCGCGCCAGCGAGGCGGCGCUGGAGGCCUGGGCCUCGUCAGACGACGAGGAGGGGGAGCUUGGGGGCGUGUAUGCAGGGGCAGGAGCGGGCAGCAGCCUCGGCGAGCAGCGCGGUGCACCAACAGGAGCGCAGCCGGGGGCAGCGGCGGCAGAGGGGGAGGAGGACUGGGAGGAGCUGUGACACUGGUGUAAGUUGGAGCUUGAUGUAUUCACAAAAACGCUAGCGUGUAAUUGUAUUAUGUU